This is a messenger RNA of Drosophila elegans, 3511 nucleotides long. It is a transcript of the gene PolD1, whose product is annotated as DNA polymerase delta catalytic subunit. Gene Ontology annotation, molecular function: nucleotide binding; DNA binding; DNA-directed DNA polymerase activity. Gene Ontology annotation, biological process: base-excision repair, gap-filling; DNA-templated DNA replication; nucleotide-excision repair, DNA gap filling. The record is from RefSeq and is a predicted model, not a curated record. The transcript is spliced from 2 exons. NCBI's taxonomy places the organism in Eukaryota, Metazoa, Arthropoda, Insecta, Diptera, Drosophilidae. Gene Ontology annotation, cellular component: delta DNA polymerase complex. Bases 170 to 3448 code for a protein of 1092 amino acids.
UUUUCAAAGACACCGUUAUUUUGCAAUUAUUGGUAUAUUUUCCCUACAUUGCAGUUUUGCUCCAUCUACGGUCACACUGACUUCCACCACCUGCAAAAGCGCGCCUAAUAUUUUGGCAUCAUAUAUUGUCCCAUGUUUUUGCAAUAACAAAUACAAUUGGAUACCAAAAAUGGACGCCAAGCGCAAGUUUAACGGGACCUCCAACGGCCAAGCCAAAAAACCCAGAAAUCCCGAUGAAGAUGAGGAAAUGGGCUUUGAGGCGGAGCUGGCCGCCUUCGAGAACUCCGAGGAGAUGGACCAGACACUGCUUCUGGGUGAGGGACCCGAGAACCAGCAGACCAGCGAGCGUUGGUCCCGUCCUGCGCCUCCAGAGCUAGAUCCCUCCAAGGACAACUUGGUGUUUCAGCAGCUGGAUGUGGAAAACUAUUUGGGUCAGCCGCUUCCAGGAAUGCCAGGUGCCCAGCUGGGACCCGUACCGGUGGUCCGGAUGUUCGGCAUCACCAUGGAGGGCAACUCUGUGUGCUGCCAUGUCCAUGGCUUCUGUCCGUACUUCUACAUUGAGGCACCCAGGCAAUUCGAGGAGCACCACUGCGAAAAACUUCAGAAAGCCCUCGAUCAGAAGGUCAUAGCCGAUAUCCGCAACAACAAGGACAAUGUCCAGGAGGGUGUGCUAAUGGUGGAGCUAGUGGAGAAGCUCAAUAUCCACGGUUACAAUGGCGACAAGAAGCAGAGGUACAUCAAGAUCUCGGUGACGCUGCCCAGAUUCGUGGCCGCCGCCUCGCGAUUGCUUAAAAAGGAGGUGAUCAUGUCAGAGAUCGACUUUCAGGACUGUCGCGCCUUCGAGAAUAACAUUGACUUCGACAUCCGCUUCAUGGUGGACACGGACGUGGUGGGCUGUAACUGGAUUGAGCUGCCGAAAGGGCAUUGGCGAAUGAGGAGCAGCCGCAGCAAACCUCUGCCCGAAUCCCGCUGCCAGAUCGAGGUGGACGUUGCCUUCGACAGGUUCAUCUCGCACGAACCCGAGGGCGAGUGGUCCAAGGUGGCUCCCUUCCGCAUCCUCUCCUUCGACAUAGAGUGCGCUGGUCGCAAGGGUAUUUUUCCCGAGGCCAAAAUGGAUCCAGUCAUUCAGAUUGCCAAUAUGGUGAUAAGACAGGGCGAGCGAGAGCCCUUUAUCAGGAAUGUCUUCACCCUGAAUGAGUGUGCUCCCAUAAUUGGCAGCCAGGUUUUGUGCCACGACAAGGAGACCCAGAUGCUGGACAAGUGGUCCGCCUUCGUGCGAGAAGUCGAUCCGGACAUCCUCACCGGCUAUAACAUCAACAACUUUGAUUUUCCCUACCUCAUCAAUCGGGCAGCGCAUUUGAAGGUGAAAAACUUCGAGUAUCUGGGCAGGAUCAAGAACAUACGCUCGGUGAUCAAGGAGCAGAUGCUACAGUCCAAGCAGAUGGGUCGCCGAGAGAACCAGUACGUGAACUUUGAAGGCCGCGUUCCCUUCGAUCUUCUGUUCGUCCUCUUGCGCGACUACAAACUUCGCUCGUAUACGCUCAACGCUGUGAGUUAUCAUUUCCUGCAGGAACAGAAGGAGGAUGUUCAUCACAGCAUUAUCACGGAUCUACAGAAUGGAGACGAGCAGACACGUCGCCGUUUGGCCAUGUACUGCCUGAAGGAUGCUUACCUGCCGCUCAGAUUGCUGGAGAAGCUAAUGGCCAUUGUUAACUACAUGGAAAUGGCAAGGGUGACGGGUGUGCCGCUGGAAUCCCUGCUCACCCGCGGUCAGCAGAUCAAGGUUUUGAGUCAACUGCUGCGCAAAGCCAAGACCAAGGGAUUCAUCAUGCCAUCGUACACCUCUCAAGGAUCGGAUGAACAGUACGAGGGCGCAACUGUGAUCGAACCGAAAAGAGGCUACUAUGCAGAUCCCAUCUCCACGCUGGACUUCGCCUCGCUGUAUCCCAGUAUAAUGAUGGCGCAUAAUUUGUGCUACACCACCUUGGUCCUGGGUGGAACCCGGGAGAAGCUGAGGGAGCAGGAAAACCUCCAGGAUGACCAAGUAGAGCGCACUCCGUCGAACAAUUAUUUUGUGAAAUCCGAGGUGCGUCGUGGACUGCUCCCCGAAAUCCUGGAAUCGCUUUUGGCAGCCAGAAAGCGUGCCAAAAAUGACCUCAAAGUAGAAACAGAUCCGUUUAAAAGAAAGGUUCUGGAUGGCAGACAGCUGGCGCUCAAGAUAUCGGCUAAUUCCGUGUACGGAUUCACUGGCGCUCAGGUGGGCAAGCUACCGUGCCUGGAGAUAUCGGGCAGUGUCACCGCCUACGGACGUACCAUGAUUGAAUUAACCAAAAACGAGGUGGAGUCCCACUACACUCAGGCCAAUGGCUACGAGAACAACGCGGUGGUCAUCUACGGAGACACCGAUUCCGUGAUGGUUAACUUUGGUGUGAAAACACUGGAGCGCAGCAUGGAGCUUGGACGUGAGGCGGCGGAGCUGGUCAGCGCCAAGUUCGUGCAUCCCAUUAAACUGGAGUUCGAGAAGGUUUACUAUCCGUAUCUACUGAUCAACAAGAAACGCUAUGCGGGAUUGUAUUUCACCCGGCCGGAGACGUACGAUAAAAUGGACUGCAAGGGCAUCGAAACCGUGCGGCGAGACAACUCGCCACUGGUGGCCAACCUGAUGAACUCAUGCCUGCAGAAGCUACUUAUCGAACGGGAUCCCGAUGGCGCAGUGGCCUACGUGAAGCAGGUGAUAGCCGACCUUCUUUGCAACCGGAUAGACAUCUCGCAUCUGGUCAUCACCAAGGAGCUGGCCAAGACGGACUACGCUGCCAAGCAGGCGCACGUGGAGUUGGCCGCCAAGAUGAAGAAAAGGGAUCCGGGUACGGCUCCCAAGCUGGGCGAUCGAGUUCCCUAUGUGAUCUGUGCGGCAGCCAAAAACACACCCGCCUACCAGAAGGCAGAGGAUCCACUGUACGUCCUGGAGAACAGUGUGCCCAUCGAUGCCACCUACUAUCUGGAACAGCAGCUUUCCAAGCCGUUGCUGAGGAUCUUUGAACCCAUUUUGGGGGACAAUGCCGAGUCCAUUUUGUUGAAGGGAGAGCACACACGCACUCGCACGGUGGUGACUUCGAAAGUGGGCGGUCUGGCUGGUUUUAUGACCAAGAAAACCGCCUGCUUGGGCUGCAAAUCCCUGAUGCCCAAGGGCUACGAGCAGGCCUGCCUGUGUCCACAUUGCGAGCCGCGGAUGAGUGAACUGUACCAGAAGGAGGUGGGCGCCAAGAGGGAACUGGAGGAGACCUUCUCCCGCCUGUGGACCGAGUGCCAGCGUUGCCAGGAAUCCCUGCACGAGGAGGUCAUCUGCUCCAACCGAGAUUGUCCCAUCUUCUACAUGCGACAGAAGGUGCGCAUGGAUCUGGACAAUCAGCAGAAGCGGGUGCUGCGAUUCGGCCUGGCCGAGUGGUAACCAGUGCAUGAAUUUACUGAAUUGUUUAAUCCUAUAAUUUAAUAAUUAUAUUACUAGAAGUUA